Raphanus sativus (radish) is the source of this 1161-nucleotide messenger RNA. RefSeq names its product WUSCHEL-related homeobox 13. The coding region runs from base 196 to 972 and encodes 258 amino acids. The transcript is spliced from 3 exons. The record is from RefSeq and is a predicted model, not a curated record. Gene Ontology annotation, molecular function: DNA-binding transcription factor activity; DNA binding. Lineage: Eukaryota; Viridiplantae; Streptophyta; Magnoliopsida; Brassicales; Brassicaceae.
UAAAUAUUCUUAGUAGUUUUUUUGUUCAUAAGGCAUUAAUAUCGAAAAUUUAAUACGAUAAACCUACCCUUUUUUUUUUGUCUUUUUCGUGCCUUUACCUUUCCUAAGAAAGAACUGACUCUUCUCCCUUCCUCUGUUUUCUUCAUUCACACAGAGAGAUAAAGCAAAGAAAAGACUAAAACUUUGAGAAAAGAGAUGAUGGACUGGGACAAUCAGCAGCAACCCAACAACAACCACAACUCUUCAAAUCUUCAAGGGAUCGAUGUUAACGGAGGCUCAAGCUCAGGAGGAAUGUACGUGAAGGUGAUGACCGACGAGCAGCUUGAAACUCUGAGGAAACAGAUUGCUAUCUACGCCACCAUCUGUGAACGUCUCGUUGAGAUGCACAAAACCCUCACUACUCAGCAAGAUCUUGCAGGAGGGAGAAUGGGAGGUCUAUAUGCAGACCCAACGUUUGGUCACAAGAUGACAGGUAGGCAGAGGUGGACUCCUACGCCACUCCAGCUUCAGACUCUGGAGCGUAUAUUCGACCAAGGGAUAGGGACACCGAGCAAGCAAAAGAUCAAAGACAUAACCGAAGAGCUUAGCCAACACGGUCAGAUCGCUGAGCAGAACGUGUACAAUUGGUUUCAGAACAGGCGCGCUCGGUCCAAGAGGAAGCAGCCUGGCGGUUCUUCUAAAAACAACAAUGGUGAGUCUGAGGUGGAGACUGAAACCGAGACGUUGAAUGAGAAGAGGAAGAUGCCAGAGAGUCUUCUUGUUCUUCCUGAUGGAAACAACAACAAUGGCAUUGGGACAACAAGUGCUACUAGUCCUAGGCCUGAAGAUCUUUGCUUCCAGAGCCCUGAGAUGAGCUCUGAUCUUCACUUGCUAGGAGUCCUAUCAAACCCAAGGGAUGAGGAUCUUGUUGGAAAGAUGGGAUUGUCUGAAAGCUACAACCUUUAUGAUCAUGUUGAAGAUUAUGGCAUGUAGGGGUUGAUUAAUACAAGCUGAGGGAGUAGUCAGUCUUAAGCAGUUUUAGACUCUUUUUAAUUAUUUGUUUUCUGGGUGUUUUAAUCAAAGCUUGUGAUGCAUUACUUUAAUGUUUUUUUACUGAAUUUAGAGUGAUUCCUAUCUCUUUUUAACUAUAAUAAUAUUUUUUAAAAAAACUGAUUCAGUUUU